CAACCAUGUUUUUGUCCAGUUUGCCUAAAGAAAUGGUGGAAAAAUAUUCUUUUAUGGAAGAAAAAACAAUCAUUUAUGAGUACUUUAUUUUCCUAAUUUUGAUUUGAUUUCAGGUAAAAUGGAAUCAACGAGGUUUUGUCUUCUCAAGGAGGAACAUUUUAAAACUUUGUUAAAAGGCACAAUCUGUUCUACAUCAAAGUUUUAUGGACCCUUCUCACUGGUUAUAAUAUUUGAGAGAAAAAAUGAUGCAAAUGAUGAUGAUUAUGACAAGUAUGAAAACUAUGUUGUUCUUGAGGUUGGUAUUAAUGCUGCUGAAAUUAAAAUCAAGGUUGGAGGGGAGAAGCGCUCCUUGAUCAAAGUAACUGGUGAUCAGGGAUUAGAUGUAGGGGUGACACAGACGUACUGGUUCUCAUAUGACAGAGAUGGGAAGGUGUUUAAGUAUGGGAAAGGACACAUAAUGGAGGAAACAACGCUGAUGUUUUAUGAUUUUAAUGUGAGCUAUGAUUCAAAAUUAAGAAUUUUCUUUGACAUAAAUCCUGGCGCUGAGAGGACUAUUCUUCUCUACAGCAGUAGAAAUGACUCUGAGAUGAAAGAAGAUAAUUUUGAUAAAACAAAUAUUGGAUCCAUUAAUUUUGAAUCUUUGAUUCAUGUUACCAGUGAUCCCUUGAACUUCAGUCCAUCUCCUUUUCUGAAAGAGUUUGAACCAUCAGUGGAAUGUUUGAUCAAUCCUGAGCACACUCAUUCCAACAGUCCCCAUCUACCUCCUGAAUGCAAACAGAUUUAUGAAAACAUUAAGAAUAUCCUGGUGCUUGAUACUCUGCUAGUUGAUCAAAUCAGAAACAGUAUCCAAACAGAAGGUUAUAUCCUCAAUAAGUUUCUGAAGAAGAAGGCAUAUCUUAGAAUAACCUUCGGUGAUAAUCAGGGAAACUCUCCUGGAUGUCCUAAUGUUCUAGAGAUAUGGCCAGCAGGGGCGGAAAGUCCAAUUCACAAUCAUGGAAGGUGUAGCGCCGUGAUCAAGGUACUUCAUGGUAACAUCCAAUGCAGAAUCUUCAACAAGAUCACAAAUCCUCCUGCUAAGAACCCAGCUCCUAUUAAGGAGUUUACUGCAAGCAAGGGUGAUUAUACCUGGAUGAAUGACCGCUGGUUCCAGACUCACCAGCUCAGGAAUAUAUCAGAUGACUACUGCGCUACGCUUCAGUGCUACCAAUAUGCUCCUGAAGAUGGUACUCACUAUCCUAAGUUUGAUUUUAAGUCCCAGGAGGUGCUUGACGGGUUUCAUCCUGGAUCUGAUCUUUCAUACCAGAAAAUGAAGGAAAAUGUUAUGCAGGAGUGGACAACUAGUUUGCUAGCUCGAGAAAAUCUCCGGCUACAAGAGGAGAUCACUGAAAAUUGUCUGAAAAUACAAAGAUUGGAGCCCGAUAUCACUAGUUUGAAGAAUCAUGUCAGAAAUGUAAAGAAGAAAAACAAGUGUUUUGAUACUGUAAACAAGACAUGUGGACCGCUCGUUGGAGUUGUUGGUGCAGUAAUUGGUGGACUAUUUGCAUUUUGUGGGCCCAUAUGUGCACCCUAUUUUUAGGAUCAUUUCUUAUAUUGCAUUUACUUAUGAAAAAUGAUGAUAACCAUGAAAGGGAAAAAAACAUUUUAACUUUAUUUUUAACAGAUGUUUUUUCUC
Eurytemora carolleeae is the source of this 1672-nucleotide messenger RNA. RefSeq lists its product as uncharacterized. The record is from RefSeq and is a predicted model, not a curated record. The coding region runs from base 119 to 1576 and encodes 485 amino acids. The transcript has 2 exons. NCBI's taxonomy places the organism in Eukaryota, Metazoa, Arthropoda, Copepoda, Calanoida, Temoridae.